AUGGUUCCAAAGCCUUUAUACCAUUUCGCCAUAUAUACACAGAAGCCAUGGUUUGAUGUCAAUGGCCGACAGCAGCUCCAAGAGAAGCCAAACGCUUCUCUUUUCGAUCAGGGAUCAGCAGACGAAGUAGCUUCACUGAAGGCAUCGCGCAGCUCUGGCUAUAGUGUUCAAUUCUCAGAUUGGGAUGAUUAUUUUGAUGAUAAGGGUAAAAGUAGGGUACGGUAUAUGGGAUAA
This is a messenger RNA of Letharia columbiana, 234 nucleotides long. RefSeq lists its product as uncharacterized. The transcript is spliced from 4 exons. Bases 1 to 234 code for a protein of 77 amino acids. NCBI's taxonomy places the organism in Eukaryota, Fungi, Ascomycota, Lecanoromycetes, Lecanorales, Parmeliaceae. The record is from RefSeq and is a predicted model, not a curated record.